Messenger RNA from Gasterosteus aculeatus aculeatus (three-spined stickleback), 1897 nucleotides. RefSeq names its product thymidine kinase 2 (gene tk2). Lineage: Eukaryota; Metazoa; Chordata; Actinopteri; Perciformes; Gasterosteidae. Gene Ontology annotation, biological process: nucleobase-containing compound metabolic process. The record is from RefSeq and is a predicted model, not a curated record. Gene Ontology annotation, cellular component: cytoplasm; mitochondrion. Gene Ontology annotation, molecular function: deoxynucleoside kinase activity; ATP binding.
AACAACGGAGCAGGAAGAAGAGAAACAAGAAGAAGAACCGGUUCACGCAGUUUACCGUGAACCGACCGGAGCCCCGCAGACCCCUGUCCGUGCGGUGACAUGUCGGUGGCUGCCAGCGGCGCGCGGUUCAUGUGCAGGAGUGUCCCGCUGCUAUUGGCCCGACGCGCUGUGACCACGUCCCCGCCCGUGGCUGCUGGACCAAGAGGGAAGCGUCCACCGGCCGGGAGCGCGCCGCGCGUCACCACAGCCUACUGAUCUGAUCGGAGAGAGGCCAGCACUGGGAGUUGUGGGAAGUGAAGUCUUGUCUCACUAUGUUGUCUUCUUUCGAAGGCAAGCUGGCGCGGAAUGAGGGGGAUAAAAAAACAGUGAUUUGCAUUGAGGGGAACAUUGCCAGCGGGAAGACGACGUGUGUGAACUAUUUUGAAAAAAAUAGCAACAUUGAGGUCCUCGCAGAGCCAGUCUCUAAAUGGAGGAACGUCCGUGGACACAACCCUCUGGCUUUGAUGUACCAAGAUCCUGAGCGCUGGGGCAUCACGCUGCAGACGUACGUCCAACUCACCAUGCUGGAUACACACCUGGCAGCCAUGACAGCCGACGUCAGGAUGAUAGAGAGAUCCCUCUUCAGCGCCAAGUACAUCUUUGUGGAAAACCUCUUCAGAAGCGGGAAAAUGCCCGGGGUGGACUAUGCUGUCCUCAGCGAGUGGUUCGAUUGGAUCACAACAAACAUUUGCAUUCCUGUUGAUCUGAUUGUCUACCUAAAGACAUCUCCUCAGACCUGCCACGAGAGGCUAAAGCAGAGACGCAGAGAAGAAGAGAAGGUCAUUCCAUUGGAGUAUCUCGAGUCCAUCCACGAGCUGUAUGAGGACUGGCUCAUCAAGCAGACCUCUUCCCCUCUGCCUGCUCCUGUGCUGGUGAUUCCUGCUGACCAUGACCUCCAGACGAUGCUGCACCAGUACGAGGAAAACCGUGACAAGAUUUUAGCUGCAAGCCGUCUCUGAGCACGCACAUGAUUCUGCAUUGGACAACCUUUUCCUUUUUAAGUGCACUUUUUUCAUUACUCCACAUAUGUUAGGGUUAGCGAAUAGGCGAUUAAGGGGUUUUAUGCAAAUGAAUGAAGUAAAUGACUGGUCAAAGAAACGAUGCUUGGUGUCCUUUUGGAGGAGGGCGAGAUUAAGAAGAAUUAAAGAUUUAACAACAGAAGAAAUUCAUUUUUUUCUCGAUGUUAAAUUUCAGCUGACCUGUUUUCUGCUGCCCAUCAGUCAAUAAUGUUUACACGCCGUAGUCAUAGCAACGCGUCUUGCCCCAGGACACAUCUAUAUGGACCAGUGAAGUUUUAUUUGAAGAUUUUAUUAUUGUAAUAUAUCCAAAAUAUGAAUAAACCUCAAACCUAAAUAAGGUGUGAUCUUUUGGCUUUUUUUAGGCGGAAACUUCUCAGAAAAAGCACGGAGACUCUAAAGCUCAUGAAGCUUGGUUUCAAAUAUUAAGUAUUUAUUUAAAAAGGUACAUUUAAGACAAUUUGUCAGCAAAAGUUCACAAAAAUAUAUUUAUGACCAAACCUCCCCUAAUCUGCUUUAUUUUAGCACUUCUAAGUAGGGCCUUAGUCCUUAUUAGCAUUAUUUCUCAAUCAUUUAUAUCAAACAGGACAUCUGUCUCACUGUCCAUCCUGAUGGGGGGACACUCCUCUGGCUUUCUGCCUGUUGAAGGGUUUUGCUGUGCCGAUGUGAGGGUUUCGGGACAAGUUGUUGCAUGUGUACAGACUAAGGAAUUGAGUCUGAGAUUUGGGACAUUUCUAACACACUAUAUGUUCUAUAUAUGUGGACAAAUGACUCCAAAUGUAAAAAAAACAACCUUUUCCUACUAACAGUUCCACUUACUAAUAAAAUAUCUGCUAAUUCAA